UGAGACCUUUAUUUGCAGUUUGCGUUUCCGCCAGCAGCCGGAAGGAGGAGCCAAGUUUGAAAACUGUAUGGCGGCAGUUCGCUUGUCUGAGUGUAGCCAGGCAGAAGAUGGACACGUCGAGCCGCUUUUUCGCCAAGUUGCGGAGUCUGGCUGUGUUCUUAGACACUGAAAGAGCCAAUCUGGAACAAGCUGCGAGCCAAAACCUGGACCUGGACGAUGAUGUUACAGAAAGUGGCGCAGUCCAAGCCCUACAUGAGCUCCAUUCUGAAGUUAGAGGACUUAAGAAACAGGUCCAAAGCCAAGUGGCAUCUCAGGAGGAUGGGAGUACUGAGCUGAGGAGCUUCAUUAAAGCCUGCAUGGUGCUGAAACAGCGGACUACAGAGGACAUUGACAGAAUUCAGAGACACUAUGAAAAAUAUGGCUAUAAAACACAGAAAGCCUCCCUGAAGCCAGAGGUGAAUUGCAAAGGUGAGGCAGAUGCAAGAUCUGUAGAUGAUGAGCCUGAGGAAGAGCCAUCUGAGGAGACAGCAGGAGAUGAAGAGGAGCCGGAUGAAGCGCCAGAGUGUGAAACACCUGAGAAGAUGCCACCUCCAGCUGUUGACCCCAUGCGCACUCCACAGCUCUCAGAUUUCGGCCUGUCUGCACUUCACCUGCAGAUGGUGCUUGGCAAUCCAGAAAUGUCUCAAGAUGUAGCUCCUGUUCCAGCUGUGGCUCUCACGCCACCAUCGCUUACCAUGACAAUGCAGGAAUCCCAGCCAAAGACACCCAAGUGCUCUCUGCGUAUGGACGAGGAGGCCCUGACCCCUCGACUGGAAGACUUUGGUAUCACAGAGAGCACAAUGUGUUUUAAUAAUGAUUUCACUAUGGACCUGUUUCGCAAGAAACCACCGAAAGACAGGCAGACUAACAGCACAACCCAAGAGACCGCUCAGAGACCACCACACAGCCAGCCUACAGCUCCAUCUUGUGUCUCUCUUGGGAGGCUUUCUCGUGACAGUAUGGAGUCCCCAGAGGUGCCUGUGUUUUCUACUCUGGAGAUUAAGAUGAAUAAACAACUGGGUCAGUCAUGUUCUCUGCCAAACAAAGUGAGUGAUCCUGAUUCCCCCUCUCGGCCGAGUGCUGCCGCUGCUACACCUGAACUCCCUAUGUUUGAGACACCUUACAUCAGCAAGCUCAUCAGUGCCAGAAAGGAGACCAAACAGAAUGAAGGGGAGGGUCUCACAGGCUCACUGAAGAGCACGUCCUACCCUGCUGAAGGCCCAUCUGUCACAGCUCCCUCAUCUGAGAUGCCACAAAUGCCAGUCAGCCUUUCUCAGUUGGAGGAGACCACACCCGAAAUGCCAAGACUGCAGUCCUUUUUUAGCAGCACUUUACCUUGUAUAGGGGCGGGUAGUCGGUCAGCAGUGACUGAGCCUCCCGGUCCUCUGCUGCAAGCUGAUGAACACACUCAGGACUGGUGUCUGGCCACACCACGCAUCCGCAUGGAGUUUGAUGUUGAGCCACGCACACCUGAGAUGCCUGAUAUGAGCUCCAUCACACAGGAUAUCUUUAAACUUGUGGCUCAGGCUAAUAAUAAACAAACCACCACUACAUCAGUACACACAAGCUCAAAAGCUAGUUUGAACACACUGGCCCCUGGGAAGGAGAACAGAGCUCAGAGUGUUGCUCAGGUAUCUGAAAAAGAGUUUCAUGGACUGGCAUCUUACAUGAAACAGAUCCCCCUCACCAGUCUCAACUUAGCACUCAACAAAAUCAACCAAGUACUUGAGAAGCGGCGCACAGACGGUGAGCCAAACUCUGAAGAAUUUCAUAUGGAAGAUUUGAGGAAGAUAUUGGAUGUGGGGCCUCAGGCUCCCAUGUACAUCUUGUGUCUCGUUGAGCUGAAAAGGUUGGAGAAUGUGCAGGGAUUUGGAAGAAAUGCAAGUUUUAAGAUCCUAACCAAGGCAUAAAAAGACAAUUGCUUUAAGACCUUUCUGUACAUACAUACAUAAAUACAUUUCAUUUCUGUGCAUACAUACAGAUUUUUUUUUUUUGCUGGAAGAUUUGGGUUUUUUUUUUUUUGCUCACACAGAUUUGGGUUUGCACUCGUAACGUGCUUUGCCACGUAAACAGAAUAUGAUGCAGAAUUCUCAUAUCUUUACACCCCAUCCAACUGUUUUUCUGCUUCAGUACCAGAUGUUGUAGUUUUUAAUUAUUUGGAGUAUAUUUUGUAGCAAAUGUUUAUUAUGCUGAUAUUAAAUUUGUGUGAUUGUGUGUAUA
Molecule: messenger RNA, 2259 nt
Organism: Pangasianodon hypophthalmus (striped catfish)
Lineage: Eukaryota; Metazoa; Chordata; Actinopteri; Siluriformes; Pangasiidae
Gene: ska3
Product: spindle and kinetochore associated complex subunit 3
Exons: 12
Coding region: 108-1949 (613 amino acids)
Biological process (GO): mitotic cell cycle; chromosome segregation
Cellular component (GO): spindle microtubule; outer kinetochore
Source: RefSeq, a predicted model, not a curated record